CAGUCUACGUCUUUUCAACUGCCUGUGGUAUCUUCGGUUCGUUUUGGUCCACCGCAACAAGGGGUCUCUGGAUCACAACCAAGCACAACCAAGCAGAACGAAACACUGAGAUCCGAGAACUGUAGGCUUGACCACCCCGCCUGAUGGUCGCAGAGUCCGAAUGUCCCUUUGGGCAGCCUUUACAGCUGCCUUCCAAGGAACCUUUAUGGCCUAUCCGUGAGGACCAGAAGCCCGAGGUGGUCCACUCCGUGAAGGAGUUCUUGGAGGUCUUGCAGAUGCAAACGCAUGUGGAUCGAGUCGUGGUCUUGCCCAAUGGGAUUGAUCUACUACAGCAGCGUGACGCAGCACCCAUACAGCUGUGCGAAGCUGCCCGGGGUUCCUCCUCCAUUCGGCAAGUCCUAGCGCAGCUGGGGAAGAUGGCGCCCGCGCCGCGCUUCCGCGCGCGGCUUUGGCACUACAGUCAGCGUGGCCGCGAGAAAGAGAUUAAGGUGAAAAAGGACUCCAAGGACGACCCCAAGGACCCUCGCCGGUCCGACGGGACGCCGGCGGCCAAAAGAGACACGGACGCCACGGAGAAGAAAAGCCUCGCAGCACUGGCGCGGCAGCUUCAAGAGCUGGAGGGCAAAGCCAAAGUCACAUCGGAUGCUGCGCUGUACAUCUCGGAGCUUCGUUGGCAGAGGAAGGUGAGACAUCCACUGAACAAACAGGAGCGCGUGAAAACUGCCACGAACUGCGACGUCUACGACGUGGCUCCCUUCGCCAGGCAUAUGCCAUUGUGGGAGCGCUCGGAGGGAGGCAUUUUCGUGGGUGAACGAGGAGCUGGAUCAGGGCUCCACGUUGACCAAUGCCUUUGGUCCAAUGUGGGUCGCAAUUGGUGUGGCUUCAAGCUCUUUGCCAUUUGGCCCUGGCAUGAAAGGCAUUCGAUCCUGGAUGAGGCAGGCAAAGGUGCCAUUUUUUGCCCUCCGCUGACGUCAGAAGAGGAAGGCUUCUUGAGUCGAGCCAAGACAGUCGCACUAGUGGGACCCGGAGAUGUCUGGGUGUUCUCAGGUGGUCAGCCUCACACGGCCAUGUGCGUGGGAGAUGGGAUCAACCUGUGCGCCUAUGAGUCCUUUGUUCCAGCAAAUGAAGAGGCAGUGAGCCUGCUGGUGCAGUCGAACACCAAGGAAUCUCACUGGCGGAACUGUUGGAUGGACGAUGAUGACUUAGAUGAACUCUACGAGGAUGUGGUUGAUUCGUUGCAAAAAGCGCUGGCAUGCUCCUCCUUGAACUCUCGACUGCGCGGUCGCUUGGAAGGCUGUCGCCGAGCCAUGCGAGAGAGCAAGGAUAGCUAUUGCAAAGAGCUUUGGGAACAGGAGGAUCGCGGCCAGCGCCGGCGUCGGAGGGAGGAGGAGUACGAGGAGAGUUCCAGUGACCUGGAGAUCCAGCAAGGCUCCAAGAAGCCUCGGGUCGACGGCAAGUCUUCUUCACCGGGAUCCGUCUGACGCGCUUGUGCUUGUGUCCCCGCUUGGGGGAAAUGCGCUGGGACCCAUGUUCCCUGUGCCGGUUUUGCAGCUCCACUGCCCCCAGAAUCGGGCUUUCUGCAGUUUUUGCUGAUCC
Messenger RNA from Durusdinium trenchii, 1596 nucleotides. NCBI's taxonomy places the organism in Eukaryota, Dinophyceae, Suessiales, Symbiodiniaceae. The record is from the annotation of a GenBank genome assembly.